Molecule: messenger RNA, 1929 nt
Organism: Psilocybe cubensis
Lineage: Eukaryota; Fungi; Basidiomycota; Agaricomycetes; Agaricales; Agrocybaceae
Exons: 6
Coding region: 1-1929 (642 amino acids)
Biological process (GO): chromatin remodeling
Cellular component (GO): RSC-type complex
Molecular function (GO): protein binding
Source: RefSeq, a predicted model, not a curated record
AUGUCCAAGAGAGAGCUUGAAGCGCUAAACGGUUUAGGGGACCACGAUGGAUCAAGGCAUAAUAAGCGACGCAGAGAAGCGGGUGGAUCGUCCUCGGACGUGGAUGUAACAAUGUCGGAUCCUGUGGUACCCGCUGCAACAAAUGGUGGUGGCAGUAUUGGACAGGUGAAAGAGCAAGGGUUGAAGUUGUGGCAGACUGUGAAAGAUGCAACCAAAGAUGACAUCUUCCUACGCAAACCAUCCAAGCGCCUCUACCCAGACUACUAUGUUAUUAUCAAGCAACCAAUUGCACUUGAAGAUAUCAAGAAGGCUCUCGAGAACAAUGAAUACUCGUCCCUAGAAGCCGUCAAGAAUGAUUUCGAUCUGCUUUUUGGCAAUGCGAAACAGUACAACCUGCCUGAAAGCAUCAUAUAUCAGGAUGCAAAGGAACUACUGAAACUGGUACACAAGACAUACAACAAGAUGGUGCCCAAGGAGGAAGAUGGAGAGAACAACAAACCUAAACCUCCUUCGCUCAACAGGCUAAUCAAGGUCAGACUGGAGAAGCUGGUUGCAAAAACUACAUCCGACGGGCGAGUUUUGUCAACGGAGUUCAUGCAGCUUCCCUCAAGAAAGUUAUGGCCUAUCUACUAUAAAGAAAUUAAGAGUCCUAUGGCUUUCGACAUUGUUUCAAAACGGAUCAAACAGAAAGAGUAUCAAUCAUCUGCAGCAUUCGCCGCCGACGUGGAAAAGAUAUUCUCCAACGCGCUGGCUUUCAACGCAGAAGAAGCUCAGAUAUGGCAUGACGCCAUGACUUUGCGGGAUUACUUCCGACAGCUAAUGUCAGAUCUACCUCCUCCUCACAAUCUUCCGGAAUAUACCAAACCGUCGAAUAAAAUUAAGAUUAAGCCUCCUCAUGCAACCCAACCUACUGCCUCUAGUUCACAUCUUCCAGCGCAAAAGCAAGAAUCCGCUGGCCUUACCCUUCGAGUGCCUGCCCCACAUCAACACAAGGCAUCGCCCAAAGCAACAACCUCUACGUUGCCUAUACCUACACCUACUCCCGUACCCGCACCCGCAACAGCACCUACUCCCGCACCCACCCUUCCUGUUGCACCGGUCACAGCGGCCAAAAAGGUUGCCUCACCCAAAAUCUCCACGCCGAAGACAACUACUUCACAGUUACCUUCCUCCAUCAAAGCUCCUACGCCUGGCAAAGCUCCAACCCCCGUUCCACCAAUCCAACAAACAAUCUCUUUCGUCAACGCAACAUCGUCUCAUUACCCUCGGGCACCUUACGCUCCUCCAAAUGCUACAAGUGUGCCAUCUCCGGUCCCCACUCCCCUGCAGCCUAAUGCCAUACGCCCGACAUCUGCUGUUUCCAUCGCACAUUCUGCCUCUCAAUCACCUGCCCCUGUUGUCCUCCCUCUUAGUCACCAAUUGAAGUCGAUAAACCUUCGAAUACAACCGUCGGGACGCACACUGAGUCUGGACCACCGAGAUGGGGUCAAAGGGUGGGCUUUGCGGCUAAUGCCAGGAGAAACUACGGUUUAUGUUAGCAAUAUCAUGUUCAUGGGUGAUGAGGAAGAUGAGGAGAGCAGUGAGGAAGAGGAGGACGAUAUAGAUAUGGAUGUUGACGUAGAGAGUGGGUCGGUGUCUCCGAAGAAUGGGCGGAAGAAGGGUAAAGGUCGCGGAAGAGGUCGACCUCCUAAAGCUACUACAAUGGCAGCCAAGGCUGCUGCUACAAAAGCGGCGAAGGAUGCGAAGAAAAAGACUGUGACCAAAAUUGGAGAAGUUCAACUUAAACUUAACAAAUUUGCGGUCAAGGAGCAACCUGAUCAAACGGGUGAAUGGAGUGUAUAUUUGCCUGUUGGCUCGAAUGUCAUUGAAGUUGGGGAAACUGGAGGGAUGGUAUGGAAGGUCUAUGCAGAAAGGUUAGGGGAUGUGUAA